AGGAAGCAGAUCCCAGGAAUUCUUUGCAACACAACAUGUUCAUUUAAGGUAUCAAAGGAUGAAUUCAUCGAGUUAGCACGAAAAUCCGGCAACUUCAGUGAAGCUUCCAUAGAAUUUCAGCAGCGAGUUCUCAAGAGUUGCGGGAUAGGCAAUGAGAGCUACAUGCCUAGAGUAGUUUUUAGGCCAGACCACAAUAUCACGCUCAACGAUGGCAGAGAGGAGGCUGCAAUGACCAUGUUUGGGGCCAUAAAUGAGCUCUUGGCUGCCACGAAAAUACGACCAAGGGACAUUGGGAUCCUAGUGGUCAACUGCGGAGUACUAAACACGACUCCAUCAUUGUCAUCAAUGGUGAUAAAUCAUUUCAAGCUAAAGAAUGACGUUCAAAGCUUUAACCUAGGGGGCAUGGGUUGUGCAGCAGGGAUUGUAGCCAUCGAUGUGGCCAAAGACCUUUUGAAGGUGUAUCCGGGUACAUAUGCAUUGGUCGUCAGCACAGAAGCUGUGAGCUUUACGUGGUACAAGGGCAAUGACCGCGAUAAGCUCAUCUCCAACUGCUUCCUCCGAAUGGGGGCUGCCGCUAUGUUGCUUUCAAGCUCUCGCUAUCAUAGAUGGCGAGCCAAGUACGAGCUCAAGCAUCUGCUCCGAACUCACCAAGGCAUGCACGACACAAGCUUCAAAAGCAUGCACAUAGCAGAAGAUGCAAAAGGAACACAAGGUGUGUCUAUCAACGACAACGCCGUGGAGGCUUUGCUUUCUUCUGUGUCCUGGCACUUGAAGUUCCUCACCAACAAAACUAGGCUUUUCGAGCACAUUUGCAUAGUGGCAACGAGCAAAAAGGUGCUCGAUGAAAUAGAAAUGAAGCUAGAGCUCACCGAGGACAACACGGAGGCUGCAAGAAAAACAUUAGAGAGAUUUGGCAACACUUCAAGUAGUAGCAUCUGGUAUGAACUGGCUUACUUGGAGUCAUCUACAAACAUCAAGAACGGCCAUCGGAUUUGGCAGAUCUCCUUCGGCUCCGGAAUCAAGUGCAACAGCCUCGUUUGGAAAGCUCUGAAGAAUAUUGGCAGCACUAACCAAAGUCCAUGGGAAUGUUGAAGAGCACAGGACGCUCUCCUUUGUAUCCAUAUACAGUUUUUUUUUUUCCUUUUUUUUCCCCUUUUAAUUCGGUCCCACCAGGCCAUUAUAAUCAGUGUUCAAGGAUCAUAUUCAUAUAUAAAUCCCUACUCUUUAACCAAUAAGCUCAAUAUUUUCAAAGUUUCCAUCUCUGUUAUCCGGUCUCAAACACCUGAAAACGCUAAACUAUCUUAAAGAGGCAUAUUCUCGCCGCUCAUAUGACAUAGGAAUAAUAGGUGGACUGACAUAUAGAAUAGAAAAAAGGCCUAAUGUGGCAUUCACACACACACACACAAAGAAACGGUU
Morus notabilis is the source of this 1416-nucleotide messenger RNA. Its product is annotated as 3-ketoacyl-CoA synthase 15. Gene Ontology annotation, cellular component: membrane. Gene Ontology annotation, biological process: fatty acid biosynthetic process. The record is from RefSeq and is a predicted model, not a curated record. The coding region runs from base 163 to 1092 and encodes 309 amino acids. The transcript is spliced from 2 exons. NCBI's taxonomy places the organism in Eukaryota, Viridiplantae, Streptophyta, Magnoliopsida, Rosales, Moraceae. Gene Ontology annotation, molecular function: acyltransferase activity, transferring groups other than amino-acyl groups.